Molecule: messenger RNA, 6641 nt
Organism: Tachysurus vachellii
Lineage: Eukaryota; Metazoa; Chordata; Actinopteri; Siluriformes; Bagridae
Gene: sorbs2a
Product: sorbin and SH3 domain containing 2a
Exons: 25
Coding region: 436-4953 (1505 amino acids)
Cellular component (GO): plasma membrane
Molecular function (GO): protein binding
Source: RefSeq, a predicted model, not a curated record
CGCUUUCUCUCUCUUUCUCUCUCUCUCUUUCUCUCUCUCUCUCUGCUAAAAGAAAAGAGAGGCGUUUCCUCUCGCAUGCAAAAAAAAAAAAAAAACCCAAAAAGAGGACCGGGGUACCGCAAAGCCGACUAACACAAAAGGCGCGAGCUGCCGCCGGACCGAGAGGGAGUUUCACCGGGCGCGCGCGCGCACCUCUGCGGCCGCAUUUCUUUUCUGUUUAAAGAGCGCGAGCACAGGUGCACGAACCCGGAUCCUCUGUUCUCCACUCUUUCAUGGACUUUAUAUUUACACAUUAUAUAUGCACUUUUAUACAUAUAUAAUUGUGCAUAAACGGUACAUAUAACUGCACGCGAAACCGGGUGUGGAGAUCUCGAGGCCACUCCAGAGAGGAAAGUGAUUUGUUAUUCCCAGAAGUGCUAAGCAGAAAACCCCAUCAUGAACACAGGUAGAGGACGUCAUUCAUCAGACUCAGAUGCCUGGCAGUCUCGCAGUGUGGCAGAUGGAUUAAGGAAUGGUGAUGCGAGCUCAACUCUGACAGCUAAAGGUUACCGGAGUGUUUGUCCCACCAUGCAGGACAAGAGCAGUCCCUUCCCGGUCCCGCUCCCGCCCCCUCGGAGAGAGAGCUGUCACAUGACACCUAACCCUCCGCCUUAUAGCUCCAUUAUUCCUUCCGGUUCUUACACCCUCAAAUCCAGCUCCUCCUCCCACUCAUUUUCUGAGACUACUUGCAAUACUACCACCAGCUCAGAUGUCACCCCGGAGGCUAACGCUAAUGCUAAUAGCUUUAUUAGCCAGAUCCUGGAGCGCAAGGUGUCAUCUCUCAAACUUGCUAAUGAAGGAUCCAAUGCUGCUACAGCUACAACUAGUGCAGAUGUAACCAACAAUACUAACAUAAAUCAAUCUUGGGCUAAUACUAACAUGGCAAUGGUCAUGAACUCUGGUUCACCUGAUAGUCCACCAUCCCCACCACCACGUACACACUCCAAAUUCCCUCCUACAACACACACAGCCUCUCUCUCCAUUCAGGUAUCUCCUAAAGGUUUAAAAUAUCAUCCUGAAUCUGGACUCCAAUCAGGAUCUGGAUCUGAAAGGCAGGAUCCUGCUGAGCCCAGCCCCAAAGUGCCACCCAGACCAGCGCUCAAUGUGGCGCGUGACGUAUCCCCACCAAGAGGUACCACCGACUUUCGUUCCGGGGCAUCCGACAGCCGCGCAAGUCAGGACUCGCCUGACUUCCUGUCUGGGCCGAAUGCUUCGUCACGAUCUCUUUCAGCCCUGAGCCACUAUUCAUCAUCAACAGCCGUCCUCGAAGAACUACAGAUCUGUGCUGUGGACUCACGCGAGGCCACGCCCACCCCUUCCCCCACACUCAGCCAUGCUUCUGUUCCCCCUGAUGAUGUCCCUGCACCCACUGCCUCAGCAACGGCUGCUGAUACUAACGGUCAGAUGGCAGUAAAUGGAAGUGUGCACUCUCAGAGGCCAUUCUCUCCUCCAGCACAACGUCCUCCUCCACCAGUCUUUAGUCCCGGACUCGAGCAAUUCCAUCAAACAAGACACUCGGAAGGUUCAGCGUCAGUACAGAGGGAGUCUGUGUCGGUGGGUGAGAUGUCGUUCAGAAGCAUGACUCCUGUGGCUCGUUUCUCAGAGGAGGAAAAGAAAGUUUCUGUGAUCAAGGCACCUCAUUACGAGGGCAUUGGGCCUGUGGACGAGUCGGGCCUUCCACUCGCUAUCCGAACGACUGUAGACAGGCCUAAGGACUGGUACAAGACCAUGUUUAAGCAAAUCCAUAUGGUGCAUAAACCAGACGAUGACUAUGCAGACACAUACGGUGCUACCUACGCUGUUGUGAAUAAUGAGAACUUCGACCCCGUCCAUGCCCAUCCUCCACCUCGGACCCACACGUACCGACCUCUGUCCCGAAACUCUACCGAGCCCAGCAAAGCUCCACCCCCUCGAGAGUUGAGCCCCGUCCCACCCCCACCCCCUCCAAUGCCUUCGCUCCUGCAGCUCCGCUCACGAGACUUCGACCGUGAGAAAGAUCUUCCACAUGAUCCAAAUGAAUGGAGUCCCCCUGAUCGUAAAGUGGACACACGACGGUAUCGUGCUGAGCCACGUAGCAUCUUUGAGUAUGAACCGGGCAAAUCCUCCAUCCUGGAGCAUGAGAGACCGAGUUUUCAUUUAGAAGCAGAUGAGAUAGAUUUAGAGAACGAGCCUUGGUUUAAGUUCUUUUCAGAGCUGGAGUUUGGCCGGCCGCCUCCUAAAAAGAGGCUGGAUUACACACCUGACUGCUCCACCCACUCCCGAGCCCAGACAUCUCUCAAUCUUUCACCCUCCGAGCGGCCUGAGAGCUCCUCCGGUGACUAUAGGAAGCGACGGAAGUCAGAGCCAUUUGUCAGUCAGCAGAACACAGGAAAUGAGCAGAAUGCUGGUCCAAACUCAAGGCUUGAGCCUCACAAAUCCAACAGUUUAAAGAAGCCUGCUGUACGUUCCUCGCCUUCUUCUCCAGCAAAAGUAAAAGCUGGAGGCACUUGUGAGUCUCUCUCUCCAUCAGUGAGCUCCCCCCCAGGUAUGGAGCACGUCUCCUCCCACCUUUCCUCUGACACCCUCUCCCUUUCCACAUCCACCCUGCGCAGCUCCAAGCAAUCUAUCAGCUUCAAGAAUGGCUGGCAGGUGUGCCAGAAGGACAGUGCUGAAACUUGGAGCAGUGUGGAGGAUGAGGAAGCAGGUGCUUCCUCUCCUAACCUCAAGUCACGCAGCUGCGAUGACUUACUCUCAGACAGUAAUGUCGGAAUGAACGGCAAUCGCUCAGAAAGUGUUGGAUCGCUGCUCGGUGAAGGCAGAACAUGUCAACCGCAGACACAAGCAAAAAGUCUUAAUUCGUCCCCUAGAGCACGUCGACAUCAUCGGCGCAAAAUGGCCCACGAUACACCAGGAUUCCUGCAGCUUUACAAGACGAUGCAUCACAUUGACCGUGCACAGCUCCUGCCCUCAGAAGUGAUCUGUUCUGUCCGUGCCCGCAUCCUGGAACUCGAGCGACAGCAACAACAGCAGCGGAAGAACCUCCAUUCAUGGGCAUCACUUGGACAGGAAGUACCACAGAGCAUGGUGCCAAAUCGGAUCUCAGAGUAUGAGCAGCUAAUCCAAAAGUCCAAGUCCAUGCCAGACCUUGGUGACGAUAACACUCCAUCAGGUACCACCACGCCAGGGUCUUCACGAGCCAGCAGUUGCCCGAAGCGCCGCUUCUCGGUGGAGUCGCUCCUGGAGGAGGAAGACCCUCCAGAAAGGGCAAGAAGUCCCCCAGAAGGUCAACCACGGCCAGGUCCAGAAGAUCACAGCCUUGUUCCGUUGGUCAGGCAGAACCAACACCAGCAGCAGGACUACUCAGACAGUGAGCAGGAUGCUUGUGCCUCCGAAUUGAGUGAUUUCAUUCAGAUAGAAGGAUCUUCCUUCUGCAGUGAGAGUGACUUGGACCACUGCUCACUAGCAUCGUCUGAGAGCUUCUGUGGAUCUGGACACCAUCACCACCACCACCUUCACCACCACCAUCACCAUGGACGACGUCACCACAGCAGCCACCAUCACCAUCUGCACCAGAGUCUGGGCCAGAGUCAAGGUUACCACCAUCGCCACCUUAUCAGCUCCUGUAAGGGGCGUUGCCCGGCUUCCUACACACGCUUCACCACUAUGAUUAAGCAUGAAAGAGCACAGCAAGAGGGUCGCACCACCAUCACACCUCCAUUGGCUCAGCAAUCACCCAGCGAAUCAGGCCUUUCCAAAUUGGCCUUCCUGGUCAGCCCGGUGCCUUUCCGCAAGAAGCGGGAUUCCUCACCAACCCAGCGGCGCCAUAGUCGCUCGGGUCACCACAAAUCAAAAGCAGCCAUGUAUGAGGCAUUAGAUGUUGCCCUACAGGACAUUUAUGACCACUUAAGGGCUGAGAAAGGGCUGGGGGCUGCUCGGUUGCCGGAUGACAGCAUCUUACGCCGGCUACUGCACGAGCUGCUCCCAGAAGUUCCCGAAAGGAGCUCGUCACUGCGGGGUCUGCGGGGGGUUUACUCCCCUUCCUCCUCCCACCACUACCAGCCUUACCACAGUGCCUCCUAUCAGCAGCCACACCACACAGAUGCCUCCAACAACAACAACCAGCACACUAAUGCUAGCUCUAAUGCACACUAUUAUUCAGAUCAGGGCUCUGAUGCUGGACACCUCACACCUCAGAACAGAAGACCUACUCCAGAUCGUGAGGUGUCCUCUAAGCAGAUGACAUAUCUCAUAUUGUCUUCUCUUCUCUAUCAGAGACAGUCUGCCAAGGCUAUCUACGACUUUAAAGCUCAGACCAGCAAAGAGCUCUCCUUUAAGAAGGGUGAUGCGAUCAACAUUAUCAGACAGAUUGACAGCAACUGGUAUGAAGGAGAGCACAGAGGACGCAUCGGGAUAUUCCCUAUUUCUUACGUGGAGAAGGUUGUGUCUCCUGAGAGGAAGCAGCCAGUGCGUCCUCCUCCACCGGCCCAGCUCCGGGAGAUGGGAGAAGCCGUGGCUCGCUACAACUUCAACGCCGAUACUAACGUGGAGCUUUCGCUCAGGAAGGGAGAGAGAGUGAUCUUGCUGAGGAAAGUUGAUAAGAAUUGGUAUGAAGGGAGGAUCCCUGGCUCCAAUAAGCAGGGGAUUUUCCCUGUGUCAUACGUCGAUGUCGUCAAAGCAUCCCCUUCUAAAAGUCCUGGUCACCGUGUUGACACCUACAGGGUGCAGAAGAGGAUGAUGCAGGAUUCACUCCACGGGGCCGGAGAGCCGUUCCAGGCCGUGUAUAACUAUGUGCCACGGAACGAGGAUGAGCUGGAGCUGCGAGAGGGGGAUGUGGUCGACGUGGUGGAGAAGUGUGAUGACGGCUGGUUCGUAGGAACGUCUCGGAGGAGCCGGCUGUUCGGAACAUUCCCAGGAAACUACGUUAAGACUCUUUAAUGAAGAUCUACGGCACAAGAAUUGAGGCCCAGUGUGGAUUCUCGACCGUGUGUGUGUGUGUGUGUGUGUUUGUGUGUGUGUGUGUGUGUGUGUGUGCGCGUGUGUCUUCUCAUGCAAAAACAGUUUUAGCGCUCACUAGCCAUCCCUCACAUUUCUUUUCUCCCCCUCUGAAGUUUUCCAUCCUAAAUGAGGAACUCAGCAGUCUUUUCCUGCUCCAUAAAAAUAUUCACCUUAUUUAUUAGCUAUAAUAUUUUACAAUAAGCAAUAGUUUUAGUUUUUUUGGGGGGGGGGCAGAGAGUAUAAUAAGGAGAGAAGCACUGAGACGUGAUUGGUGGAGAGAUACGAUCGACAGCUGAUCCUUAGUCGUCGUUUAAAACUGAGAGAUUGAUCCAUAUGAAACUGAAAUCUGUCGCAGGUCAUUGACAUCACACAGGUUUCUUGUGGGCGUGGCCAGUGACAAAACGAUAAAAGCCACAAUGAUCUACAGUAUAAUAUAUACUGCAUACAAAAGAAUAUUGUAUAACGUAUACAGGUCACAGUUAGGCCAUGUCUCUGUAUUUGUAUCAUUUAGAUUGUAUUUGUAAUGAAUUACAGCAGAGUUUCGUAAAUUUGGUCAGUUUCUGCUGAGUAAAUAGUGUAUAAUAGAGUGAUUUCACACGUAGCGGAAAUGUUUUUACGUUUUUCCCUCCAAUCAGAUUGCACUGUCAGGGUACAUGUGAGAAAAACAAACAUGGUGACAAAAAAAGCAAGUGAACAUGAAGGCGCUUUACAAAAUAAAUAGAAAAUAUUCCAAAGUUAAAAAUAAUGUGACGUUUUAUCUUCAAACCCAAACCAUUCCCCCCCCCCAAUCUCCAGACUCACAUGAAUAUUUAUUUAGCCAAGACAAGCUAGGGGGGGGGUGUUGCUAUGGUUACAGUGUGCACAAAUUGUAAGCCAAAAAAACAACUAGUGUGAACGCAACCUAAAGGCCUCAGCACUCGUCCUGCGGAGACGACGUACGCCGUUUGAUUUGCUCUGUUUUGUUUUUUUGUCCUUUUGUAAUUCUUUUUGAAACUAUAUUGAACAAAAUAAUAAGCAAUUCUAACAGCGCCACCUGCAGUACCGGAGCACUCGCAACGUGACGUGGAGGAUGUGAUGGCGUUUGUUUCGUGACGUUGUCUCCGCAGUAAUCACGCUGAGGUGUUUAGUGGACGUGGAUUUUUUUUUUUUCAACUCAGGAGUGAACGAUGUUAUUAGUGCACAAGCAAUAACUUUUCUUUCCAUCCAUCGAUCAGCCAAAAAGAUGCUGGUAAAGUAUUCCUUUCCUAUGAUGAUGAUGAAUUUCUGUCUAUGUCUCUUGUAUGUUUUUAUGUUUAAAGACUUUUACACAUUGCCUGUUUAAAAAGAUGUUAAAGGUAUAAAACAGUUGGAUCUUCUGCGUUGUUACGAGAACGUGUACGGAAUGAAGUUCGUGCCACUUUUCACUUUCUUUUUCUCUUUGUAAGAACACAACCUAACAGGAGGUUUUAUGACAUUUUAUAGUAUUCCUGUUUUCUUGUCACCAGGCUUCUGAUGUUACAGAUGUUCAGUGUUCAGAGUGACAAGCGUAGCCGCACCUUACCUACGUAUUAUGACUUAUACGGUUUGAUUUUGUUUUCUUUGUUUAUUAACAAAAUCCACUUGCUUUAUAAAGUCACUUUGCUCACACA